Messenger RNA from Capsella rubella, 2282 nucleotides. Its product is annotated as putative proline-rich receptor-like protein kinase PERK6. Bases 33 to 2126 code for a protein of 697 amino acids. The transcript is spliced from 7 exons. Gene Ontology annotation, molecular function: protein kinase activity; ATP binding. The record is from RefSeq and is a predicted model, not a curated record. Gene Ontology annotation, biological process: protein phosphorylation. NCBI's taxonomy places the organism in Eukaryota, Viridiplantae, Streptophyta, Magnoliopsida, Brassicales, Brassicaceae.
AUAUACAAAAAGAAAACACCGAAAGAGAGAUUAUGGCGGAGGGGCAAUCCCCGGAGAAUUCACCGCCGUCCCCUACACCACCAUCUCCGUCAUCAUCCGACAACCAGCAACAAUCUUCUCCUCCGCCCACGCCUCCUGAUUCAUCAUCCUCCCCUUCACCACCAGCUCCUCCUUCCCCGGAGGAUUCCUCUUCUUCGCCUCCACCGCCUUCUUCAGGCUCACAAUCUCCACCAUCUCCUCAAGGAAACAACAAUAACAAUGAUGGUAACAAUGGCAAUAACAACAACAACAAUGGUAAUAGCAACAAUGACAACAACAACAACAACAAUGGGAGUAACAAAGACAACAACAACAAUGGUAAUAACAACAAUGGCAAUAACAACAAUGGGAAUAACAACAACAACAAUGGGAAUAACAAUGACAACAACAGCAAAAACAAUGGCGGAGGAAGCAACAAUCGUUCACCCCCUCCUCCUUCGAGAAGCUCCGACCGUAACUCUUCUUCCCCACCGAAAGCGCUAGCUCCACCUAAAUCAAGCGGUGGCUCCAACUCACGAAACAAUGAACCGAACACGAGUGCUAUCGUAGGGAUUGUGGCUGGUGCUGGACUGUUGUUUCUUGUUAUGAUAUUGUUCUGCGUCUGUUGUUGUCGUAAGAAGAAAAAGAAGCAUCAAAUGCCGUAUUAUACAGGUAACGGUUUCGCCUCCGGCAAAGGUGAUCAAUACCAACAGCAGCAAUACAAUAACCAGAGCGAUCACGUAAUGAAUCUGUCUCAUCAGUAUCCUGGAUCAAACGGGAAUAAUAGCUGGAUGAAUUCACCGCCUCCCCCACCACCUGGAAGCUGGCAACCGUCGCCGCCACCACCACCACCGCUCGUCUCAGGCGGUAUGAACAACGGAAACAGCAGCGACAUGAGCUCAAACUACUCAGGUCCACAUGGUCCGUCUCUACCACCACCUCACCCUUCAGUGGCUUUAGGUUUCAACAAGAGCACAUUCACCUACGAUGAGCUAGCUGCUGCAACUCAAGGUUUCUCUCAAGCAAGAUUGUUAGGUCAAGGUGGGUUCGGCUAUGUUCACAAGGGAAUACUUCCCAAUGGGAAAGAGAUUGCCGUGAAGAGUCUGAAAGCGGGAAGCGGACAAGGAGAGCGCGAGUUUCAGGCUGAGGUUGAUAUCAUUAGUCGAGUUCAUCAUCGGUUUCUUGUGUCUCUUGUUGGGUAUUGUAUUGCAGGAGGACAGAGAAUGUUGGUAUAUGAGUUCUUACCUAAUGACACACUUGAGUUCCAUCUCUACGGUAAAAGUGGCAAUGUUCUUGAUUGGCCUACAAGGCUCAGGAUUGCUUUGGGAUCAGCUAAAGGACUUGCUUACUUACAUGAAGACUGUCAUCCAAAAAUCAUUCAUAGAGACAUUAAAGCUUCAAACAUUCUUCUUGACGAAUCCUUUGAAGCCAAGGUUGCAGACUUCGGGUUAGCAAAGCUAUCUCAAGACAAUGUAACACAUGUCUCCACUCGUAUCAUGGGAACUUUCGGGUACUUGGCUCCAGAGUAUGCCUCCAGCGGUAAACUGACAGACAGAUCAGACGUUUUCUCUUUUGGAGUGAUGCUUCUUGAGCUCGUUACCGGACGCCGACCUGUUGAUCUCACUGGUGAAAUGGAAGACAGUUUGGUCGACUGGGCAAGACCCUUGUGCUUAAACGCAGCACAAGACGGAGAUUACAGUGAACUAGUUGAUCCACGGCUCGAGAACCAAUACGAGCCUCAUGAGAUGGCACGAAUGGUGGCUUGUGCCGCUGCAGCCGUCAGGCACUCAGCUAGACGCAGGCCUAAGAUGAGCCAGAUUGUUCGGACUCUAGAGGGAGAUGCAUCGCUGGACGAUCUAAACGAAGGAGGGAAACAAGGGCAGAGCUCAUUCCUCGGGAGGGGAUCGAGCUCGGACUAUGACUCAAGCACUUACAGUGCGGAUAUGAGGAAGUUCAGGAAAGUGGCUUUGGAUAGCCAUGAGUACGGUGCAAGCAGCGAGUACGGGAACACGAGUGAGUACGGGCUUGACCCGUCUUCCUCGAGCAGCGAGGAGAUUCGUAGAGGAGGAGCUAACAACAACAAAACCACUCCUAACCGAGAGCUUUGAUUUUAGCUGUUAGUUUCAAACUAUCUUCCUUGCUGUGUUUUUGUGUUCUGUUUCCCUGUGAAAUUUUUUAUAACUCUUUUUAUCUUCUUUUUUUUGUCAUCGUUGAUAUGUGUUUGUGUCUCUGAAAAAAAAAUUAUUCAAAACUUUUGGUUGUGA